AUGAGUUCGACAGAGAAAGAGUCCAAGCAGGUCGAGAUCCAAGCCGCGGUCUUCAUCACGUUCGCAAUCGCGACGAUUGUCAUGGGCCUGCGUCUUCUGAGCCGCAGGCUCAAGAGGAUUCCGCUGUCAUGGGAUGACUACUUUGCAAUCUGCUGCUAUGGCAUGGCAAUUGCCUGGAUCGUCAUCAUCCCGUACUGGGUUACCGGCGGCCUGGGACUUCACAUUCAGGACAUCACGGAUCGACCAAUGGAAGAGGUCCUCUAUCAAAGCAAACUCCUGCUCUUUAUCGCCGAGCUGUUCUACGCGGCCGCGCUAUUCUUUGCUAAGCUCUCCAUCUUGAGCUUGUACUGGCGCAUGUUCAAUGUGACUAGUAUUCGGCUUCCAAUCCAGAUUCUCUUUGGGUGCUCGGUUGUCUGGAUGAUCUUCCGACUAUUCAUGGGCAUCUUCCACUGCGUUCCUGUCCACGCAUUCUGGGAUUCCUCGGCCGGUGGGAGUUGCGCUAUCGAGGAUAAAAAGUUCUUUUUCGGAACGACCCUGGUUCAUGCUGUUAUCGAUAUCGCCAUCCUGGUCCUUCCGAUGAUGGAGAUUGGAAAGUUGCAGCUGCCUCUUAUGCAAAAGAUUGGCAUCAUGCUCAUGUUCACGUUUGGCUUCUUCAUCUGUGGUGCCGCCAUCGUGGUUAUUGUAGCCGCCAGGCGGUUCAACGACAAGUCGCCCGAUCUGACCUGGAACAUUUGCACCAUUGUCAUCUGGGCAACAGUCGAGGUGAACCUCGUCAACGUGUCAGCCUGCCUCCCCACGAUCCGACCCGCCUGCAAAUACCUCUUCUGCUGCCAGAGCCCACAGACGCACAACGGCGCAAGCUCCAACAACUACAGCCGCAGCCAGACCAAGCAGUCGAUCCGCCUCGACACGAUACACAAGUCCAAGGCCAACGACGAGUCCAGCUCGACGCACCAGCUAGCCGACUCGGACGACGACCGCCGCCGCUCGGUAUCCGACUUUGAGAGCCACGCCCUCGACCGAUUCGGCAAUAAUACCUCGACCAUCACUGGGUCUCGCCAUCUCGGUGCCAGUCAACCCGACUUGGGCUCGAUAUUUGGUGGGAUCAUGGUCAAGAACGAGACAAGGGUGCGGAUUUCGCAGCGGGGUUAG
This is a messenger RNA of Fusarium falciforme, 1152 nucleotides long. RefSeq lists its product as hypothetical. The record is from RefSeq and is a predicted model, not a curated record. The transcript has 5 exons. Lineage: Eukaryota; Fungi; Ascomycota; Sordariomycetes; Hypocreales; Nectriaceae. The coding region runs from base 1 to 1152 and encodes 383 amino acids.